UGUUGUAGCUCGGAGAGAGAGGAGGAGCCGCAACCGGUGCAUCGCAUAUCGACUCCAGCGGAUAAUCUGAGGCUGUCCCACACCAUGAAACAAAAAGGAUGUUGCCCUUUACAGCUCGCUUCGUACUGAUCCAAUGGUACAGGGGUUUCGUCUAAUGGGUCUUCAUUUGAACACCGUGGACCGAGCAUUAAAUGAAAGCAUUUGGAAUUAGCAGCAGGAUAUCUUACACCGGGCGAAUUGUGUUUUCGAGAGAGCAGUUUGUUGGCUGGCCCGUGUGGAUUUGACGUCUGUGUGCUGCUGGAUGUUUAGGGGAAAUAAGGUUGCCAUCGUUGUCCUAGAAGAUGGACAGCUUACACGAACUGGAGAAGUAUACGAAGGUUACAACUUGGAGAUCUUCCACAUGAAAACAUAACAACAAUAUAUCCUGAGGUGUGACAUCACACAGGAGAGCAUACUACUCUGAAUUGGGUUGCUCCAGUGUUGCAGCUUUCUUCAAGCUGCUCAACGUCAAAUCUGCCUUAAAAUGGAUACUCUGUUGAAUCCCGAGCUCAGGGAGGAUGUAAAAGAUUGUUCGAUCAAGGUUGAAAACCUCUCGAAACACGUCAUAUUCAAAGGGCUUGCCCCUAGGGUUGUAUUGACAAACCAUCUCCUGCCCAAAGGAACCAAGUCAAAAGUAAACCUUGAGGAACAGGGCCGACAGAAGAUCUCCUUCAGCUUUACGCAGACUAAGAAGCCACGUCAGAAUGUAUUUUUAGCCCCCCCAAGCCUGGAGAAGAGUGAGCAUUCAUCUCCAGUGCAAGCUGGGACUGUACCCACUUCAGAUCUAGCAGGACACAGUAAUGAAAUCAAAAAUGUGGAUGCCAAUUGUUCUGUUGUUGCCGCAGCAGUGAGGGAGUCCCAGAUAACACAUUCCCCAGUAUCCUUUCCACUCAAAUCAAAACAGGAUCUUGGAAAGAUCCAUUUUAAGAAACAGAUUCUCAGCAUUACUGUUGCAGAGGGUAACUCCAAUGUCACCACUGCCCCAGGUGAGAUUUCAAAGCCUGUAGUUCCAUCAAGCUCAGUCAGAACUAGAUCUUCAGCCAAGGUUGAAACUGAAACCUUAUUGCGACAGUCACACAAGAACUCUGUCAUUGAUAGUUCCUCUGAAAAAGUUAUUUUCAAAGAGGGAAACCCUCAGGAGAAAUCAGAUUCAUGCCUUAAGGAUGCUGUUUCUUCCCAUAUUGGGAAAGGAGAUACGGAUUCUUCCAUCAUUUCUGAGCAUGAAGAUAACAGAAAAUCCCAGUCCCGAUCAGACAGCACUCUUCCAGGUUCAGAGUCUGAAGGAAAGACUUCUACCCGAAGGUCUAGUGACCGGAAACAUACAGCAAAAUCUGAAGGUCAGAGUAAUGAAACGAAAAGAUCCUCUAAAUCCAAAACGGAGGAAUGUGAAAAAUCAAGGUCUGACCGAAAGGAAGAUGAAAAGGGUUCAAGUCGUUCCAAGUCUGAACGUGAGUCGAGGCACAUGUCUACAAGAUCAUCUCGUUCUGAAAGAGACAGGAGGAGGACCAAAAGUCGGUCGCGGUCUAGAUCCCGAAGCUGUCGAACUAGUUCUUAUUCCAGGUCUGAGAGAUCAAGGGGCGAUAGACAGUUAAGGUCAGAUAGGUCACAUUAUCACGAUUCUGAUAGAAGGUUUCAUCGAAGUUCUCCUCACCGUGAAAGGAGAAACUCGCGUUCUCGAGGCGAUGGCAGGUCUCGUGACAGCUCCGACUCAGAAGAGGACCACAGGCGGAUGAGGACUAGAGGUAGCGAUUCAAGUCGAUCAUCCAAUUACUCUAGCUCACAAAAAGACACAAAAUCAUCUACGCACUCCAGAUCCCAUAGAGACUCAAAAACAACAGAUUGUUCUCGAUCAACAGAGUCAGACAAAAGAAGUCAUUCAAAAUCAGAACGAUCUCAUGGAAAAAGUGGUGACUCUGAAUCCAACAAAAAGAGCUCUCUUGAAGCAUUGGGUGUUCACAGGACAUCUAGCACCCAGUCAAAAUCAGAGAUCAAUACUAAAACCUCAGAUUCCAACCCAGCUACCUCAUCAAGAACAUCAGAAAAGAAGGUCCAGAAAAACAGUGGCAGCUCUGACUCUGAUGAAGAGCAUAGAAAAAAAUCUCAGUCACAAGGGUCAGACAAGUCUUCUGGUUCCGGGAGUUCAUCAUACAAAAAAACAGAUCACAAGACUUUAAAUAAUGGAACAGACAGACAAUCAACUGACAGGUUAAGUAAAAAUACGAAGCAGUCACAUUUAGGAUCCAGUCAAAUUAUUCCGCAGAGGGAUUGCAAAGUUUAUGUUGAACCUUUGUGUGAUUACUUUGAUCAGUCUAAAUCUAAAAGUUCUCAAGAAACGCAUGAAGCUACGCACAAAACAACAAAUCAACAAGUUGAGCAUCAAUUUCCAAACCAAGAUCUUAGUAACCUGGAACAUUGCACAGAUGAGAGGCAAAAGACAACUGAGAUAUUGAAAGAAUCAAAUUCUAGUAGUCUCAAAGUUGAAAGUUGCACUGUGAUUGACAAAACUGAAAUAAAAGAUGAGACUCCAGUCCAAAAUGAAUCUUUGACAGCUGAAACGACUGAGACGGUUCUUGUGGUCCACACUCCAGACCAGGAUCCAGUAGGAUCACUGGCAGACCCUCUUUCUGUGAAAGAAUCACCACUUGGAGAAUGUUUGAAAUUAAACACUAACUUGGAUGGCUCAUCAUUAAUCAUUAGUAACCUUAGUGUGCCUGUCACACUAAGUGCUGAAUUUUGUGAAACCGAUUCUGAGCAGCUUAGUUUAAUGCCUGAACAACCUAAUAGUGGAACUGUGAAAAAAGAUAAUAGUGCUAAAAAAUCAAGAUGGGACAUUGUUGGGCAAAACACUUUAGAAUCUCAAAGCCCUAAGAUGAUGUUAAAUCCAGAAAUUGUCACCUCUCUGAAGGUCAUUUCAGUGAAAAAAAUUGAGUUGAAAAAUGAGACUAACCCUGAUGAAUCUGAAGUACAUUCUGACAAAUCUGUGGAAGGGCUAAGGGAUGUGACUUCUCUUGAAUCUUUGGAAAAACCAAGUACUCCAUUGCCUGACCAUGCCACUCAUCAAACGUGUGAUGAACAAGUUGUAAAUCUGCCUUCUGAAAUUCCUGAAUCAGAAAGUGCCCCUUUGGAUCUUCCUCGUAAUUUAACUAAUUCUGAAACAGUCAGUGUAGACAAACCAGUGUCUGAAGCAGAAGACCCUGAUUCUUUAAACCAUGAUGCUAAAUGUCACAGCGAGGACAGUGAGAGUGAAGAAUCUGACUCUGAUUCAGAUGAUGGACAGGUCUCUUUGAAACGACUACACUCUGUAGUGGUUGUGCCAAAAAAUUCAACCAUUGCUCUUGAGGCUAAAGACUUGACUGAUCCUUCUGGGUCCUCUGUAUUUCCUGACCAGCAGCAACCACCUGAUGCAGUUGAAGCCUUUAACCAGGAACCCGGUUAUAGAUUUAAUUCUCAGUCAAAGCUUGAGGAACCAUCGACUCCACACUUUAAGGCCAGUGCACUAAGGGCCGAUGAUAAAUGUCAAUCUACUUCUGCUGGUGUGUCUUACCAAUCGCAAAGCAACAUGGUUGACAGCACCAGCCAUUCAGAAGCCACCCAUCAUGUUGACAUAAAUUGGAGUGCCCAAGAACGACAUGGUGUCUAUUCCCAGAUCAACCAAGCCUCUGUUCAGAACUUUGACAAGACUUGUAGAAGACCUGAAUCGGGUCAUCAUCAGUACCAUGAUCGACCAGAUAGUUGGAAUGGAAGAAGGGGAGGAAGACAACAAUAUGAUGAUUCAGACUUUAGUGAUGGGAAGGGUUGUAAUUUGGCCUGGGAUUUCCACCAGUCAGAGCAGCCCAGCAGCACAUUUCAGCAACCUGACAGCAGUCAUGGUAACGAACGUCUGCCACAGCCAGGAACUGCUGUAUUUGAGGGUGGUAACAAACAAGGUCCGUGGGCUCAGCCUACUAUCUCAAAAACCAGCAAAUCAGUCAACACACAUGUGCCUUCUCAGUAUCAUGAUUCAGUCAACCAGAUUCAUCCAGACUCCCUGACCAAUGACCAUGAUGAGGACUGCGAAGGAAGGGUAAUGGGGAUUAAGAGAGGAUCUGUCCCAGAUGCAGAACAUCCAGGUUUUUCCCCAUUUGUUCAAGCCAAUGAGAUAAGUAGCAACUGCAGUUUCACCACAGAGGGACAACACAUCUUGGAAGCUCCUAAAGAAGACAACCAAAAGCCUCAUAGAGGAAGGGGUCCACCCAAGAAGAGACGUCAGGACUUUGAAUCAGAAUCAGAUAAUGAGGCAGAUGCUGGAUUGGCUAGCAAAAGGGAGUGUUUUGAUGAGGGUUCAAGGAGUGCCAAAGAUGGCAAGGAAUCAUCUGACCAAAUUCAGGAGGUACGUCGCCCACUGCUCCGUCUAAAAAAUUUCCGAGAUCCAGCUGAGUGGAAGGAUAAAGCAAAACAGAAAAAGAUGCCUCCUUACUUUGACCUUAUUGAGGAGAAUUUGUAUCUGACAGAACGCAAGAAAAACAAAUCUCAUCGUGACAUUAAAAGAAUGCAGUGCGAAUGUGCUGUCUUGUCAAGAGAAGAGCGAGCCCGAGGGAUCAUGGCGUGUGGAGAAGACUGUCUUAAUCGCCUGCUAAUGAUUGAGUGUUCCUCCCGGUGUUUAAAUGGAGCCUACUGCUCCAACCGCCGCUUCCAAUUGAAACAGCAUGCAGACUUUGAGGUCAUUUUGACCGAGAGCAAAGGCUGGGGUCUACGAGCCGCCAAAGACCUGCCAGCGAACACCUUUGUUUUAGAAUACUGCGGGGAAGUUUUGGACCACCGGGAAUUUAAGGCACGGGUGAAGGAGUAUGCCCGAAACAAGAACAUUCACUAUUAUUUUAUGGCUUUGAAGAACAAUGAGAUCAUUGAUGCUACACUAAAAGGAAACUGCUCCCGUUUCAUGAAUCACAGCUGCGAACCCAACUGUGAAACUCAGAAGUGGACUGUGAAUGGUCAGCUCAGAGUUGGCUUUUUUACCACCAAAGCUGUGACAGCUGGGACAGAGCUCACAUUUGAUUAUCAGUUCCAGAGAUACGGGAAAGAGGCUCAGAAGUGUUUCUGUGGAGCUCCCAGCUGUCGAGGAUUAAUUGGGGGAGAGACUCGAGUCAGUGUCCGGGCAGCAGGUGGGAAGAAACAGAAAGAACGCCCACGAAAGAAAGAAACUGAUAGUGCCCUUACCACGUUGGAUGAAGAGCUGGAGGCUCUGCAGGAGAAUGGGGAAGGCUUAUGCGGGGAGAAGGAUGUAAUCUCGCUCUGUAGGCUUAUGGUACGGGUGGAGACAAUGGAGCAACGACUUACCUGCCUCAAACUCAUCAGGAAUACCCAGAAUCCUUUGUGCCUGAAGCAGUUUUUGGAUCACCAUGGCCUCUCUCUGCUGUGGAUAUUUAUGGUUGAACUAUCAGAGGCCAAGACCAACUCUGUGAACAACAUCAAACUACAGUUUGAGAUAAUGAAGGCACUAGCAGUGCUACCCAUCUCCACAAAGAACAUGCUGGAGGAGAGCCGUGUGCUGCAGUUCAUCCAGCGCUGGGCACAGAAUCGUCCACUUGGUCAACCUGCAGAACAAGAUGGCUACUCUAGUGAGAGCACCUCACGUGCCCAGACGCCCCUCAACACCCCCGAUGGUCCACCGGCCAAGCUGAUCACCGAACUGGAUGGAGACACUCCCAAGCGAGCUGUCUACCGUAGGUUAAAGAUCAUCAGCGAGAACAGUCUGGACAGUGCACACUCAGAUGCUAGUAAAGCUUCGGAUGGCAAAGAGGAGGAUGAUGAGGAGGAAGAAGAAAUGGAGGACGAGGCUUCACAGUUGGAAGCCACAGUUGAAACAUCAGUCAAAGUAGUAGAAAGGGUUGAGGAAGCUCCUGCUGAGGGUCAGGUUGAGGUUGACCCCGUGUUGAAACCGGAAACCUCUGACACAGAGGAGAUUACGCUAUCAAAGUCUGAAGAUAUAAGCAAAGGAGAGACCAUAAAAGUGCAUGAACCUGAGGAGGCCAUGAAAGUGCAAGAACCUGAGGAGGCCAUGAAAGUGCAAGAACGUGAGGAGGCCAUGAAUGCUCAAGAACCUGAGGACGCCAUCAAAGCGCAAGAACCUGAGGAGGCCAUGAAUGCGCAAGAACUCGAGGAGGCCAUGAAAGAGCAAGAACCUGAGGAGGCCAUCGAAGCGCAAAAACCUGAGGACGCCAUCAAAGAGCAAGAACCUCCCUCGCAUAAACCUGAGAAGGUCAUCAAAGCGCAAGAACCUCCCUCGCAAGAACCUGAGGAGGUCAUCAAAGCACAAGAACCUCCCUCGCAAGAACCUGAGGAGGCCAUCAAAGAGCAAGAACCUGAGGCGGCCAUCAAAGAGCAAGAACCUGAGGCGGCCAUCAAAGAGCAAGAACCUGAGGCGGCCAUCAAAGAGCAAGAACCUGAGGCGGCCAUCCAAGUGCAAGACCCUGAAGAGAUCAUCCAAGACCCUGAAGCGACCAGCAAAGCCCAAGACCCUGAGGCGCCCAUUCAAACGCGAGACCCUGAGGAGCCCAUUCAAGCGCGAGACCCUGAGGAGCCCAUCCAAGCUCGAGACCCUGAGGCGACCAUCCAAGCUCAAGACCCUGAGGCGACCAUCCAAGCUCAAGACCCUGAGGCGACCAUCCAAGCUCAAGACCCUGAGGCGACCAUCCAAGCUCAAGACCCUGAGGCGACCAACCAAGCGCAAGACUCUGAAGAGACCAUCCAAGCUCAAGACCCUGAAGAGACCAUCAAAGCCCAAGAAACUGAAAAGACACUUCCCUGUAAAAACGAAGACCAACAGACCAACGAAGAAAAUGAAUUGUCUAAUGAAGAUAAGCUGGUAGAGGAGACCAAGAGUGAGGAGGUAUCUAUGAAUUUAGCAGAAGAUCAACCUGUACUUAUGGACAUCACAGCUGCAGAGAUCAAUGGGAAUGAAACCGUAGUUGCCGAUGUGGAAACUCCCACUGUCGAAGAACAGGUGGAGAAAUCAUCUGAACAGUGCAGCUCAGCAAGCAACACAAGUUCAAGCGUUGUGGAGAUUGCACCCACACAGCCCUUAGAAGUCUUGGAAAGCAUUUCUGAAGCCAAAGUUGAUGCCAUAGAAGGUACGCCUGCAGAAUCUCCAUCCGUCUCCAUAGAGACCACUCCACCUGGUUCCUGUACGGUUUCUUCAGCAAAUGCAUCAUCCGAGCCUGUCUUAGCCGCUGGUUCUGCAGAUACUUCAGCCGUUGGUGUUGUGGUCGUUCCAGCAGAGGGUGCUGCAGUAGGAACUCCCUCACAAGAUGAGGAUGUUUCUGAUGUAGAGAGUGAACGCAGUCAGGAGCCGCAAGUGCGGGCUUGUGAUAUCAGUGACAUGGCUGCCCGUCUGCUGGACAGCUGGAAAGACUUGAAGGAGGUUUACAGGAUACCAAAGAAGAGCCAGGUUGAGAAGGAGUCAAAUGAUCGCAGUCGUGAUCGGGAAUUGCUGAUGACCCCUCGCACACCCUCGAGCAGUCGGGAGAGAGAACGAGAACGAGAGAAGGAUAGAGAUCGAGACCGGGAACGGGAGAGAGAAUGGGAGCGUGAACGGGACUGGGAUCGGGACAGGGAUCGGGAUAGGGAUCGGGACCGUGAUCGGGAUGGCGAAAGAUCAACCCUUCGCAGUGCAGACAGGAAACGACGACGAGGUUCCACCUCCCCUCUGCCACCUUCAGCCUAUGAGAGAAACCGCAGAAAUGAUGACCGUUAUGAGCAGACCAACAGCAGCAAGAAGAAGCUGCACACCAAAGAGUCUCGUAACAAGCUGUCCACGGAGGAACGACGGAAACUCUUCGAGCAGGAAGUGGCUCAGCGUGAGGCCCAGAAACAACAACAACAGCAGCAGCAACAACAACAGCAGCAGCAGCAACAACUGCAGACACUCGCAUUCAACCCACUGGCCUACGCCUCCAGCCCGAGCUUCUUGGGCUACCCACCUGGAUACCCUAUCCAGACCUAUGUAGACCCCACCAAUCCCAAUGCAGGAAAAGUUCUCUUACCCACACCUCCCGUAGAUCCUAUCUGUGUCACAGCAGCUGCUGCGGGCACUGCCGUUACUUUUGAACAAACGCCAUCUCAGCCGAUCAUAUCAGAUCUUGGUCUGGCUUCACCUUCUUCCACCGUUACCCAGGCUGUACCCGUUUCCACCUUGACGCACAUCCCUGCCUCUUUGGAGCUGUCAUCCGCCACACCGACUCAGCAGUUUGUCCAGCCUGCUGUGCCAGCGCAGGACCCAAGUGUGGCUGUCCUGACGGUUCCUGCGCAAACAGCCAGCCAGCAGGUCCAGAGUCAGCAGGGAUACACCACGCUCUGGGACCCCAACACACAGCAAGCGGUCACAGUGCAGACACAACCGACCCAGCAAUAUUCCACCACAGCUCAGCCUCAGACAGCUAUCUAUUAUCAGGGUCAACCCUGCCCGACCAUCUAUAGCAUUCCUGCAGGAUACCCACAGACCAGCACUCCUGUCAUACAGGCAUACACUGAGCCAGCCGCCAGCUACCUGCACGGACAGCAGGUGUACACAGGGCAUCCGCAGGGUGUGGUCGUGCAGCAGGGAGGCACUGUCACCACAAUUGUCACAUCUCAGACUGUUCAACAGGAAAUGAUCGUACCCAACAGCAUUAUUGACCUGCCGCCCCCCUCCCCACCUAAACCAAAAACCAUCAUACUGCCGCCCAGCUGGAAGGUGGCGCGAGACCCAGAGGGCCGAAUCUAUUACUACCACAUCAUUACCAGGCAAACACAGUGGGAUCCACCCAGCUGGGAUGGGACUACAGAAGAGGCCAAUCUAGAACAUGAGGCUGAAAUGGACCUUGGGACGCCCACAUACGAUGAAAAUCCUUCAAAGUUCUCUACGAAGACGGCCGAGGCCGACACGUCCAGCGAGCUGGCCAAAAAAAGCAAAGAAGUCUUCCGCAAGGAGAUGUCACAGUUCAUUGUGCAAUGCCUUAAUCCAUAUCGCAAGCCAGACUGCAAGCUGGGCCGCAUCAGUAACACGGAGGACUUCAAACAUCUUGCUAGAAAGCUGACUCACGGGGUGAUGAACAAGGAACUGAAAUCGUGCAAGAACCCCGAAGAUCUCGAAUGCAAUGAGAAUGUCAAACACAAGACCAAGGAAUACAUCAAGAAAUACAUGCAGAAGUUUGGCUCCGUGUACCGGCCCAAGGAAGACACCGAGCUGGACUAAUGUCUCGGAGCAAAUCCAAGAACCUCCUUGCAGUCGCCGGCUCUGAGCAGCCGAACAAUUUUCGAAACAUCAGACAGGACGGCACCAGAGCGAGUCCUGUUGUUUUUUCCAUUGUCUUUCUGAACACGUCCUAGAUGCUGCUCAGGCCCGAGCCGUCCCGCACGGGGACGGUUUUACAAAGAGACACGCCUCGAAGGAAACGGCCGCGGUAUGACGUGCAGAGGACACACACAUCAAGGGUGCUACUAGACAGACUCUGUCGCAGAUUUCAUGAUAUUUUUAGUCUUCUCAAAAAUGAUCUAUAAGGCAGAUGCACUCACGUUGUAGAGGAGGAUCAUCUCGAACUCUUCUUCAUACAUUAGAUGGACCAUUUAAAUGCUUUACACCCCUUGCCACCCCACUCUGUUACUGUAGAUUUUAUUUAAGGGCUUUUGGUAGUCCAACUCCUUUCUGAUAUCAAUCAAGGCUGAUGAAGAAAACAAAGAAGUUCUGGCUCGGCAGUCACGACACAUGCUAAGGAUUACAGUCGCAAAUGUGAGCCAAUAGAUGAGCCUGUAUUCACUUUCUCAAUUACCGAUCAUCAUCUGCAUGAACUCACACCCCGCUCAGCAUUGUUUUUAUGCUUUUUAGACAUGGAGUUACAUUGAACGGUGCAGGUCUGUGGUCUAACCCCAUCUGAUCUGGUCUUGUUUCUCCUCAAGGUUAUGUAGCAAGAAGAUUUUAUCAAGGUCUUUCACACUGUUUUUACAUUAACAUUUUUAUAUUCGCAUCGCAGAGGCAAAUGUGAAGCCUUCCGGGCAACUUGUAGCUUGUUUUGGUGUAAGGAUCAGGUUAACUGUCCCAUAAGCUCUACCCAUUAAUCAACUCAUCCCAUAUUAGUUACCAUGCAUUAAAUCUGUUUCCAAUACGUGUAUUAUAUUGCUUUAUAUGUGAAUAUAUUGAGAGCUAGUUUUUGAGACCAUUAGCAGAGACUUUGUAAAAAGACUGUGGGGUUCUACUGUUUCUCAUGUAAAUAUGUGUAAUUAUACCAAACCGGAAUAAUGGGAUUAGAAGGAUGUGCUCCGUCCUCGUAAGUGUGACUCCGAUGAUCCUACAUCAAGCAGAAUUCCACACGCUCCUAAUGUUGGGUUGGGUUUUAAUAGUGGGGGUGUCAUUAACUUUUUCCUUGCUGAAAGACUUUGGAUUGUUUUAUAUGGACAUACAGGAGUCUCACCCCGCUCCACUGUAAGUACUGUGCAAGCACAUUGUCAUACUGAGUGUAAAAACAUUUUAAGGUAAAAUAAACUGUUUUCUAAAAACAA
Molecule: messenger RNA, 10551 nt
Organism: Misgurnus anguillicaudatus (oriental weatherfish)
Lineage: Eukaryota; Metazoa; Chordata; Actinopteri; Cypriniformes; Cobitidae
Source: RefSeq, a predicted model, not a curated record